CGCGGCUCGGAGAUCAUCACUUAACAGAGAGAGACAAAAUAACAAUUUCCCUCGUCAUGUGAAAGAGGUGCCAUUUGUCAACAUGCGUGGGGCGACAAAAGCGGCGGCCGCAUCCAGCCCGUGACCGCUCCUCCUGCUCGCCCUGCAAGACGGCGGCGGACGGCAGUCUGACUCGGUGAAAGUGUCACCUUUCCACUCAGUGAACGCGGGUCGGCAGUGUGAACUCAGGAGCCAUGAGCGUGUCCGGGAACGACCCGCAGAGUUUACUGUCCUACCAGAGACCUGAUGAGGAAGUGGUGGUGGACCAGGGAGGAACCAGCUCAGUGAUGAACAUUCACUAUGAGAAAGAGGAGCUGGAAGGACACAGGACUCUGUUUGUGGGGGUUCGGAUGCCGAGGCAGAGCCAUCGGCACCACAAACCCCACGGAUCCCGCCACCGCAAGAAAGAUAAAAGGGCAGGAAGCAUCACGACACAACAGAGCGAGGACAGUGAGGCAGCUGGCAGCAGUCAUGACACACCGUCCCAGCGGGUCCAGUUCAUCCUGGGCACAGAGGAGGAUGCCGAACACGUGUCCCAUGAGCUGUUCACCGAGCUGGAUGAGAUCUGUGUGAAGGAUGGCAAAGAUGCCGAGUGGAAAGAAACGGCCAGGUGGCUGAAGUUUGAGGAGGACGUGGAGGACGGUGGAGAGAGGUGGAGCAAGCCUUACGUUGCUACACUUUCCCUCCACAGCUUAUUCGAGCUGCGCAGCUGCAUCAUCAAUGGCAGCGUGCUGCUGGACAUGCGAGCCGACUCCAUUGAGGAGAUAGCAGACAUGGUUCUGGAUCACCAGGAGGCCUCGCACGAACUGGAUGACACCGUUAGAGUUAGGGUGCGUGAGGCUCUGCUGAAGAGACACCAUCACCAAAACGAGAAGAAGAAAAACCUGAUUCCAAUGGUACGCUCCAUCACCGAGGGAGCGCGCAAACAGUCUGAGCCUCAAGUAGCAGGGUCUGCCACGUCUCCCCAGCCUCCUCUGCCGACAGAACCAGCCAAGAACGGUGCCGGGCAGGACAGCAGUCAAGUGGACCUCAGUAAGGUUGACCUGCACUUUAUGAAGAAGAUUCCAGAGGGCGCCGAGGCCUCAAAUGUGCUGGUCGGCGUUCUGGACUUCCUGGAGAGGCCCAUUGUUGCGUUUGUUCGGCUUUCCCCCGCCGUUCUGCUCACUGGACUCACUGAGGUUCCCAUCCCCACCAGAUUCCUCUUUAUCCUUCUGGGCCCUGAUGGAAAAGCUCAGCAGUACCACGAAAUUGGACGUUCGAUGGCGACCAUUAUGACGGAUGAGAUCUUCCACAACGUAGCGUACAAGGCAAAGGACAGAAGCGACCUGCUAGCAGGGAUAGACGAGUUUCUAGACCAAGUGACUGUCCUGCCACCAGGAGAGUGGGACCCCUCCAUCCGAAUAGAGCCCCCAAAGAAUGUCCCCUCUCAGGAGAAGAGGAAAAUGCCCGGAGUCCCCAACGGGACAGCCAUGCAGGUAGAAGAACCACAACAUGCUGAACACCACGGGCCAGAGCUGCAGAGGACAGGAAGGUUGUUCGGCGGCCUCAUACUGGACAUUAAGAGGAAAGCUCCUUUCUAUGUGAGUGACUUCAAGGACGCUCUAAGCCUCCAGUGUGUGGCCUCCUUCCUCUUCCUCUACUGCGCCUGCAUGUCUCCUGUCAUCACUUUUGGAGGACUGCUGGGGGAAGCGACUGAAGGACGUAUUAGCGCCAUAGAGUCGUUGUUUGGUGCGUCGAUGACUGGAGUUGCCUACUCUCUGUUCGCUGGGCAGCCUCUCACCAUUCUGGGCAGCACAGGUCCUGUACUGGUUUUUGAGAAGAUACUCUUCAAAUUCUGCAAGGACUACGAUCUGUCAUAUUUGUCUCUCCGGGCUUGCAUUGGCCUGUGGACGGCACUGCUGUGCUUUAUGUUAGUGGCCACAGAUGCGAGCUCUCUGGUUUGCUACAUCACUCGGUUCACUGAGGAGGCAUUCGCUGCCCUCAUCUGCCUCAUCUUCAUCUAUGAGGCCUUGGAGAAACUGUUUCACUUGGGGGAACUGUACCCCUUCAAUGCACAGAGCGAGCUGGACAAACUCACACUAGCAUACUGCAGGUGUUCACAGCCUGAUAAUCCCAGUAAUAAAACCUUAGAGAUGUGGAGCGAGAGAAACAUCACAGCCUCGACUGUACCCUGGGAAAACCUGACUGUCAAGGAAUGUAUUGGCCUGCAAGGACACUUUGUUGGGACCACAUGUGGACACCACGGUCCCUUCACCCCAGAUGUUCUCUUCUGGUCCAUCAUCUUGUUCUUUUCAACAUUCUUCAUGUCGGCCUUCCUCAAGCAAUUUAAGACGAGUCGUUAUUUCCCCACCAAGGUUCGGUCUAUGAUCAGUGACUUUGCAGUGUUUCUUACUAUUGUUGUCAUGGUCCUGCUCGACUUUGCCGUUGGAGUGCCAUCCCAAAAGCUAAAGGUGCCAAGCAAAUUCCAGCCUACCAGAGAUGAUCGAGGUUGGUUGAUCAAUCCAAUCGGGCGCAACCCCUGGUGGACAGUUCUGGUCGCAUCUAUUCCCGCUCUUCUCUGCACCAUCCUCAUCUUCAUGGACCAACAGAUAACUGCUGUCAUCAUCAACCGCAAGGAGCACAAACUACUGAAAGGCUGUGGGUACCAUCUCGACCUGCUGAUGGUGGGGGUGAUGCUGGCUGUGUGCUCCAUCAUGGGAUUGCCUUGGUUCGUGGCAGCCACUGUGCUGUCCAUCUCUCAUGUCAACAGCCUGAAACUGGAGUCGGAGAGCGCAGCUCCGGGAGAGCAGCCGCGCUUCCUGGGCAUCAGAGAGCAGCGGCUCACAGGCCUGAUGAUCUUCCUGCUCAUGGGAUGCUCCGUGUUCAUGACUGGAGCCCUGCAGUUUAUUCCUAUGCCUGUAUUGUAUGGAGUUUUUCUUUACAUGGGAGCAUCUUCAUUAAAAGGCAUUCAGUUCUUUGACCGCCUAAAGCUUUUUGGUAUGCCAGCAAAGCACCAGCCAGAUUUCAUCUACCUGAGACACGUCCCAUUGCGAAAGGUGCAUCUGUUCACUGUGACUCAGCUCACCUGUCUGGUGCUACUCUGGGUCAUUAAGACCUCUCCUGCUGCGAUCAUCUUCCCCAUGAUGGUCCUGGCUCUGGUUUUUAUUCGGAAGCUGCUGGACUUGUGCUUCUCGAAACGAGAGCUGAGCUACCUCGAUGACCUGAUGCCUGAGUGGAAGAAGAAAAACCUGGAUGAUGCUUCCAAAAAAUUGGAAGAGGAAUCGCAAGAAAUGCUGAGCUUGAAAAGAGAUGAAUCAGCUACUGUUCAGAUUACAAUGGAGGGAAGCAAAAUUGUUCAAAAAGCACAUGAUCCCAAGUGUGAUCCCUCUGAUAUUAACAUAUCUGAUGAAAUGUCUAAAACCACUGUGUGGAAAUCCCUCAACUCCAAUCAAAAGGACAUUCGUCCUUUGGCUGCUAAAAAGGAUUGAAGGGAUCACGUUCAUUGAUGAGUGAAGACAUUCAGCUGAGUUGCUGUAGUUCUGGACCACCGGAGGCCACAGGUUGACCAAACCACAACAGCCUCUUCAGAGCUUACAGAAAGAAAAAAAAUCAGCCUCAAACAUACAGAGAAAGUCAACUGAGCUGUACACUUACGUGUACUUGUGUCUGAGGUUUGUAGCUAUGAUAGAGAUUCAAUCCUUUGUCCCAUACUCUAAAUUUAACUGGUAUACACAAAGCAUCCCAAAGCUGAUAUUUUCACACAAAACAUAAUAUUCUGUUACUGCAUCCAUCCAGCGCAUUUCAGCCUAAUAAUGUCAUUUUUCUGAUAUAUCUGAGAGGAUGAUGGUGAGACAAACAUAAAGAGACAAGGCCAGGGAAGAAAAGAUAUACAAGGCAGUCACAAAAUUAUACAUACAGCUGAAGAUAAAACACAUUAGUGUAUUAUUUUCACCAACAAAUGUAAAUUGACCAUAAAAAACACAAAAGGUGCUGAAUUAUAGAUUUCAACUGCAAGAUGCAAUGUUUUAUGAAACACCCUUUGGAAAUAAAGUGAUAAUUUUGUCUUGGGUUAAUGACAUCACAAGAGGUACAAGACUGGCAGAAGAGCCAAAUGAGCCAUCACUUUGCUGGGAAAGGUUCAAUAAAAUAGAAAAAAGAGGAAAGUACAAACACACUGGGGUCAGUGGCCUUGUGCCUUUUGUGAUGUCACCAGAACACACAACACAAGAGCCAAAAAUCCCCAAAAAACUGACCGUAAAACAUUAUUAGCUAAAAAAUUAUAUCUAGAGAUUGAUUGACUGAGUGAUUGAUGAUUGAUGGAUCAAUCUAUCUUUCUGGUUUGUAGCUCUGAGACAAUAAGUAAGAGAGUGAAGAGAUAUGCUUCAGUAUUACCUGAAUUAUCCCCAUACUAUCAGCGUUUAAAAAAUGGAAACUUUCAGUACAGCUUUUAAAGGGGCAGUGCUAUGUAUUUUCCAAGCACAUUUGACAGAAAAUCAAGAAUCUAUUAAGACUUCACUUGCUAUAAAAACGAUGUAUACCAGAUACGACUGAAAAGCAAUUUGGGUAACAAUUCAUUUGACGGCGUGUGCAUAAAACUGACAUGACACUGUCAUAAGCAUGUCAUAACACUUGUUAUGAACAUGAAGGAGUCUUUAUAAAUGUUUAUAACUGUCGUCAUGAAGUGUCAGUCAGUAAAUAAUGACACCUUUGAUGCAUAGCUGCUUUAAAAGUUGCAUUGAAAGUCCAUUGAAAAUACAAACUUUGCAUUGAAGUGUCACUUAUUUACAAAAUCAUGCAAAGUUGACACUUCUAAUGGAGUUUUAAUGCAACCUUUAAAACAACUUUACAUUAAAAGUGUCAUUAUUUACCGAAUGACACAUCAUGACAACAGUAAUAAACCUUCAUAAAGACUCCUUCAUGUUUAUGGCAAAAGGUAUGACAGUUUUUAUGAAUACCCUGUCAAAUGAAGUGUUAGCAAAAUUUGACUUUGUAAAUUUAAUUUAGGCCUCUGUCUAAAAACUCCUGCUCUUUCUGCCACUUCUCCUUGAGUUUUUACUCAUGUCGAGCCAAAUUACAUCAAUACGAAAAUACAUUAACUAGGAUUUAAUUUUAAGAGGUACAAAUCAAAUGCAGAAGAAGCUUUAAUACCUUAACAGUUUUUUAAUAGUUGGCAUUAUUAGUACAUUCUGCACAAAUGGACUUUCAUGAUUUGGAUGUGAUCCGAAAUGAAAAUUAGUUUUACACCCUGACUUAGACAUAAGAAUAAACACAAAAACACAUAAAAAUAAAUAAUAAGGAUUAUUUUCCUACAUCAAUCCAGGAUGCGCUGCUGUAAAUGUUUGCAAUUUUAAGCAGGUGACAUAAGAAGGUUCAAGUAACAUGUUUAAUGUCAAUUAAAGAAAAUAUCUCUACACUGGUUCCUGAUGCCUAAUUAAUCAACCAGAAAGUAAAACCAGUAAAUGCUUAGUUCAAACCUACAAAGCAGAAAACCUUGAAUCAUUCAUUGAAUCAAGUCGUGCAGUGUAGCUAAAUUGUGUUUUUCUUGAUUAAACGCUAAUAUUUGCAGAGUUUCGUUCAAUUAAUGAAAAAGAUUUUAUAUAAAUAUUAGAAUAUAAAAGCAAAAACAUAAUAUUGAAAGAUCGGAGCCCUGUGGAUCUCCCUAACAAACAUUGGUGUGAGGAAGAUUGGUUAUCGACGUCAACAACUUGGGAUCGCUCACAAAAACGCAGCUUAACCAGAAACACAUUCAAGCCCCAGAAAAAUAACUGGAUGACCUCUGGUUGACCUUGAAAUUGAUCUGCUCAAAGCUCAAAGGGCAUUUAUUCACUACGUGACCACACUGGAAACAGUCUUCUCAAAUUUGGGAACUCAUUCAACAAAUCACAAUAAUAACUCAACCCAACUUCCUUUGUAGAAAUACGCUACUAAAACAAACUUUGCUCUUUGUUUUCAGUCAAAACAAGUCAAGGCCAGAUCAUUCAAUCUGCCAUGAUGACUGUCCUUUUCUUCUUUAUUGUUGUCAUUUAAUUUAUAGAUUUUAAAAUGUUUUUAAAUGUUGAAACUGAAAGGUGCCAAAGUUAAAAAGCCACUUCAUGGCUACCAGUUCAGCUUAUUUUUAAAUUUCAUCUUUUCCCUUUUGUUGCCUUUUUAAUAGUGACUAUGAAGGUUGGAGGAAGUUCUGAACAAUGUCUUGUCAUGUAUUUUAUUUUAUUUUCAUUUGAACUCAGACAAGAUUAUGAAUGCAUCUGAAAGGCACUUUAGAUGGAGUCUCUGUUGUUUUUAAAGGUGUGUGAUUUCUUUUUUAAAAAAACGCGCUUUAGGAUAUUUUGAGCAAUAAUUUAGUCUUAAUUUUGACCUCAAAUGGCCAAAACUCAGUGUUUGAUUUAUCAAGUACAUUUUUUAUGAGCUCUGUCUUGGUUUUCCCGUCUUCUCUUCUUUUUUCCUGUAAGAAGUUAGAUACAAAAAGAAAAGUUUUUGGGUUGAAAAACGAAACACCAGCUGCACAGAGAUAAAAGAGGCCUUUCUGCUUCUGUUGCAUUUGUUUCAGGAUUUCCUGAAACAUUUAAAAUCUAGAUAAUACAAUUUGACCUAACUGUCCAUCUGUUGUUUUAUUAUUAGUUCAUUUAUAUUCUGAAUUUAUUAAUUAACUUUAUUUAAGCGAUGUUCCCCCAAUUUAGUCUAUAUUAUUGGCACAGAGAAGCAGAUAGAUUAUUGGUGGAGACUAUAAUCUACAGUAAUAUUUAUUUAUGUGCACUUUCUGUAGAUAAAGACAAUAUAUUUAUUCUCUUAUGAUACUCUGAGAAAAUUAUUUUACAAAAAAAUACAGCUUUUUAUUUUUAGAUGUGAAAUGAUAUGUUAUUCUCUAUAUUUUAUGUAUAUUCUGUAACAAGGAAGAGGAGAGAUGCUGAGGAAAGCACGUAUCUGUCUGCUGGAGAUCAAAGAUAACAGCUGAGAAAAAUGUAGGCUUUGCUUUUAUCUACAGUGUCUUGCAAAACACAAACUCACAUAUUAGGUGACACACACACUACAGUUUGUAACUGUUGAGUGAUAAAAUGUGAGGCUAUGAAUACUUUCGCAAGGCAUUGCAGAGAGACUUAAAGCAAUCCAGAUUACCUAGACAAAAAACACAAGGUUUGCACUUAAGAAUAAAUUAAAGUGGAUAAUAUAAAGAUAAAGGGGUACCUCAUCAAAGAACUGCUGUAUUAAUAUUAAAACUAUUCCAUAAAAUCUCUAAAAUAUAGUGUAUGUCUGCUGAUAAAUGUGCAAAAUAUAAUUGAAUUAAUAUUAUCCCGUAUUUUACAGCCACGCCUUGGAUUCUUAAUUUUUCUUAAAAGCAAAGUGCACAAGUAAUUAAUUAAAAUACCUCGUCCAAAAAGGCACUAAUGAGCAUUUUGUACAACGCUUUCAUGUAACUCUGCUUUGAGUCUGUCAGACUUCUGAAUGUGAAAGGUUAUCAAGCAAUGACCCAAAACUAACUUAAUCAAAAGCAUGAAUGAAACAUCAAAGUGUAAAUAUAUGUACAAAACCAUAGAGCUGUUACCCAAGCUGAAACCAUGAGAUGUGCAAUGGUGUUAAACAUUUUGAGUUUAAAAGGAUGUAAAUGUGCUUCAAUAGUAGAAUUAUGAGGAAAAAUGCAAUUUCAAUGUGUCUUAAACUUGACUCCUAUUUCAUUAUUAUGUGGAUGUAAGAUGAAUAAACAGUAAACUUCCUUUAGAAUAUUAUUUGUUAACUAUACAUGCAGUCAUGGUGGAAAGAAAGUACACCCUCUGUCAGUUCUAGGGCUUUUGGGUGUAAAUGAGCCGACCUUUAAUCCAAAUGUAAGUUAACACACCAUAAAGGUUCCUCCACAUCACUCUUCAUUAGACAAAGAUAACACAGAAAUGGAAGAAACUGUGAGAAUUGAAGUAAGUCUUAAAAACCCGGAGAAAUCCUGAGCCAAGCAGACUUGACCUCUGCUGAAGUUGGAGAAAUAAAUGUCGAAUAACCAGUUACACACACGCAAACAAAAAUGUUCAUCGCUAGGAAGCUGUGUGACCAAGUCAUAAUUAAAAACUGAUUUAAUGUUUUUUGUCUCUGACUGGGGUAAGCAUUUUAUUCUUAUUGCCUGAAUUUAUUUACAAAGAAAGUAGGAAAAAGCACAAAACAAGUGCAUAAUCAUAAAAGAGCUACAACUAAUUGGGCAAACUUAAAAAAAAAAAAAAAAACAUUUUGUCUUGAGUUCGUCAAACAAUGUCACACCAUAAUCUUUACACAAAGACAGGUGUUGAUUUCUCACUUUUCUGUCCUGCAACUAUUAAAAUAAUAAAAUGAUCUCACUCUGUUUGAGCUCAGUGGCUCUAAACCCACAGCCAGCAGCACAAACUCGGCACAAUCAGUUGUUCUUGGCCCUUGUUGCACCUCUUUGUCAUGGAAACGCCGGUUUGCUAAACGAGAAGGAAGCGACGGCUAUUUGUUUUUGAUCAAAACUAAAUAAACUGCUGUGGAAGGUUAAUAUAAAAUAGUUUGUAAGACUUCGUUAUUUUGAUCUGGGUCUAAAAACACACUAAUCCAUUUAAAGGUGGUUUACUUUCUACGCACCAUGACUGCACAGGACAUGUGACCAAGGGAGAUAACACAUUUAGAUAGAUGUGAGUUUAAAUCUAUUUUGAGUGCAUCUGUGGCUGUAAUGGAUGUUCUCUGUUGUGUUUACAUCCAAGCAAAGGCACAACCUUCAGUCAGUAAUGAAGUACCUGCUUCCAGAAAAUGUUUCUCCUUAGUCACAUUUCAGAUUAUUGUUAGCAAGCCUUCAUUCACAAUCCUGUAACCACUAUAGUUUUUGAGCAGAAGGGAAAAAAAGUCCCUGCACAAUGCAGGGCUGUGACCUUUUGGAGAACAGACGUGCUGAGCAGGAGGACAAGGUGACGACAGAGCAAUGAGAAGUGAGGAGAUGCAGGGAAAGAGAAGCACCUGUUCUGCACUCGGAUUUGAGCCACAAUGAGAGCGAUGUCCUCUGUUGGAAUAACAAUGUUUUUGUAUGUAUCUGUAAUUUAAUUUUUAAUUGCAGCAAAAUGGAAAAUAAACUGCAACUGCAAUAUGA
Molecule: messenger RNA, 9094 nt
Organism: Poeciliopsis prolifica (blackstripe livebearer)
Lineage: Eukaryota; Metazoa; Chordata; Actinopteri; Cyprinodontiformes; Poeciliidae
Gene: slc4a8
Product: solute carrier family 4 member 8
Exons: 25
Coding region: 234-3506 (1090 amino acids)
Biological process (GO): regulation of intracellular pH; bicarbonate transport; monoatomic anion transport
Cellular component (GO): plasma membrane
Molecular function (GO): monoatomic anion transmembrane transporter activity; sodium:bicarbonate symporter activity; solute:inorganic anion antiporter activity
Source: RefSeq, a predicted model, not a curated record